Molecule: messenger RNA, 5637 nt
Organism: Bombyx mandarina (wild silkworm)
Lineage: Eukaryota; Metazoa; Arthropoda; Insecta; Lepidoptera; Bombycidae
Gene: osp
Product: myosin phosphatase Rho interacting protein outspread
Cellular component (GO): actin cytoskeleton
Molecular function (GO): actin filament binding
Source: RefSeq, a predicted model, not a curated record
AGACACGGUCCCGCAAGCCAGCAUCGACAUGACAUCAGUCCUGGAGGUCCGCGAGGCUGACAGUGUUACGGGGCACCCUCACAGCCUCGGCAUCACCACGCCGGAACGGAUCACUUUCGUCAAAGGAACCUGCAGGGAGGAGACGCGCUGGUGGGCUGAUGUAUUGAGCGUCUACCCUAGGAGUAAGGGUCGACAUAAACGUAACGCUACAUUUCCUGGUGGUCAAACUGCGAGCCUUCUUCAAUCAUCGACAACAAGAAUUCUUCCGCCUACAGAAUAUUCAGCUGAUGCAUCUACGCUUCGGGAUGUGGCUGAAAACUGUGCACCUAGCAGACAGAGGUACUGCUCUGGGGGUACGACGACGUGGCCGGGGCCGAGGGUGCAGCCGCCGCAGCCUGAGAUCCCAAGCCUGGCCGCCGCCACUCAGCCCAUUGACACCAAAGUAUAUACAGAUCAGCCAGUAUCGUCGGCGUCACCUCCCACCAGAGAUAAAAUUAACGGAGAAGAAAAGGCAAGAUCACGGCGUCGGGACACAUGGACAGAAACAACCCCAGCGCCCGUUGCUGAUGAAGCUGGCGUCCGGUCACCGCUGCUUCAACAACACCAUCAGCGCUACGACGAGCAGCUCCGAGACAUUGCGGCGUCGCUCACGAGACCUCGCUCUAGAAGAGCCUUACCGCCGACCCUUGAAAGACCGACCAGGCUGCCACCUGACCGAUUGAAGUCUCGGAACUCACCUGAUGGUGGUGCUCCGCCAGAAGAAGGCAGCUCCAGCUCGGCCAGCGAAGGUAGCGAGCCGACAGAUGCGGUUGAGACCACUGAACCCGGCGAGGGUGGUAGAGUGGAACUACCGGCUGAAAGGUUACUGCAUGCAAGGGCCGGUUGGUUAUACAGAAAAGGUUCAUCAGGUUGGUCACGGCAUUGGUUCGUGCUCAGAGGAGCUGCGCUACUGUACUUUAGAGAUCCACACGCAGAACAGCGAGGACUUAUGGAUGGGGUCAUAGACUUGAGUGGGAUUUCCAGAGUAGUUGAGUUACCGGCCGCAGCGUCAAACACUGGAUAUGGAUAUGCUUUUGAGACAGAGACUUGGGAUGGAAAGCAAAUAGUGUUGUCAGCUGUAACCGCAGGGAUAAGAGCAAAUUGGGUUUCUGCUAUGAAACGAACGGCCGGGCUGCCUGAUACCGGCCCGCUAUCUUUGAUACUAAGGGAAGACUCUAUUGACCAAGCAUCAGAAUCGUCUGCGUCACCAGUGACACCUGUCACACCCGGCACUGGGAAAUCUGCACCAUUCUCGUCUGAUGAAGAGUAUCGAACGGCUUCAGAAGGUGGUCGCAGGGAUAGCGCCGAUUGGGGUGAAGUCGGUGCGCAACCUCCACCGUCUCCAAUAUUAACCCGUACACCUAUUUCCAAAGUUAAAGAAAAAGUCCGUGCACGUGGUAAUCAUCAAACCCCGACUAAAACAGACGCCUCUAAAGACGAAAUCGACGCAACCAAAGAAAAAGAACGCCCGUCCAACGAAGUGGACGAAAACGAAAAGCCGAUAGAACCUAGAAAACGCAGCUACAUAUCGACCAUAGACAAACAAUCGACCGAAAUCGAAGGCUUGCGGAAGCAGCUCAAAAUGGCUGUGAAUGACUUGAACGCCGCCGAAGCGGAACUUGCAAGACUUCAAAAACUAAAGUCUGAAGCCGCUUUACGAGAAACCAAAAUGGAGGAAUUAGUUACAGCCCUACAAAAUAAAGAAGAAGAACUAAUAUUAAGAACUAAGGAAGCCGAGAACUUAGACGCCAUACGACAACUUUACAACCAGGAUAAAACACUGUGGGAGAACAAACUGACUGAGACACAAAACUUCUUGAAGGAAUCCACCGAACACUGUGAGCUGCUGACACAGCAACUUAGCGCAGCGCAGGAAAACAUCAAGCAACUGCAGCGAGAGUUGAAUGAACUAAACGACAAAUUAGUAAAGAGUGUGAAAGAAAACGAUAAUUUAUACACGAGAAUAAGAGAACUAGAAGGUCGCGUGGCCGCCGAGUCACCCUCUAGAGAAAAGAGAAAAAGUAUAGGAUCACUCAGUGAUCUGACUAAUAUCAAACAAGAUUUAAACUUAGAAGCUUUAGAGAAAAAUAGACUUAUCGAAGAGUACGUAGAGUUACGAACGAGGUUCUUAAAAGCUAUACAAGAAAUAAAAGCGAUGAAACAAGAACUCAGAGAAUCACACAAUAUGUACGAUGAACUAGAAGUAACUAACAUGAAAUUAAGAAAUGAAAUGAAACUUAGGGAGCAAUGCAGCCAAUCGGAAAUAGACCUGAUGGCGGCUCGUAUCUUGGAUUUGACACAAAAAUUAACAGCUUCCGACAAACAGGUUCGUACAUUAAAACACAAAAUACAAAAAUCCGAGUCCAGAGACAAAAGACGCAGUCUGUCGUUGAAAGGAAGAGAAUCGUUUACUUUAGGCAAAGAAGUUGAAGAAAAACUGACAGAAUUAGAAAACAAAAUAACGCUAUUGGCUUCAGAACACGUUCCCACGAUUAAUUCACCAUCCAAGAGCUCGUCGCCUGCCAAAGAAAAAACCACGAAACCCGACAGUACCACGGACGAAAAACGUAUGAAAAGGCUCGCCGCUAGAUUACGGAGGAAGUCGCUGGAUAGCGCCACAAGUUCGGAACCUAUGAAAAUGUUAGUCAGAUUAAGUUCGUUAGAAACCAAAGUGGCCUCGGCCUUGGAAAAUCGCCGAGACCUUAUGAACUCCUGUGAGUCGUUGAAUCAAGCCAUAAGAUCAACGGAAAGCCCUAUUUUCAACGACAGUACACAGAGCACAUCUGUCGGCACGCAAUCACAGAGGCAUCUUCUGGACAGAUUACAGAGCCUCGAAAACGUCGUGAUACAUUCGAGAAAUAAAGUAAAUGAAUGUUUGUGUCAGAUGAGCGCAAUGAGAGCCGCAAAGUCAAGGAGGUCACCUUCGCCGAGCCUGGAAAAAAAGUACAGCAUCAAAUCUAUGGAAAAAUGUUUGACAGAAGUCAGUAAGACAUUACAAGACUGCUUCGACAAGUGUGUAGUUGAUUGUGAUCAAGAGCAGCAAGCGAACGACAGCGUCGCCCAAGUGGUCGUACAGCUCGAAGAACAGCUUAGAACAAAAUUAUUAGAAAUAUCUAAAAGGAAAGCAGAGCUGUACGAAGCUGGCGAACUCACGCAAAGAAAGAGUCUCGAACUGCUUGCCGAGAAGCUGGCCUACGAGUCUGUUCUUGUCAGCCGGAUUCAGGAGGCGUUGGAGUCCUCAAACGGAAGUAGGUUCUUUGCAAGGUUAAUUAAAUCAGAGAUUGUCGAAACCAGACAGUUAAUAGACAACCUUAGAAGGCGUCUCAACGGCGAUGGACACACAGACAGCGCCGGCGUCAGAAGCUCUCUCGAUUAUCUUGCAAAAAUUCUUUCGAGAAAAAUCGAUAUCGUUAAUGAAGCUCGCGAAGCUGAAGAUCUCCGACGCUCGGAGCUGAUCAUUCACGCAGCCGAUCUUGAGGCUCUGAAAGCAUCGCAACGGGAGGUCGCCGAGGCCGUGGAUCGAUACAAGACUGAUAAGUUAGGUGAACUCUGCAGCGCCUUGGCUUGCGAGACCCUCAGCUACGCGUCGCCCGAUGGAGACUCUGAUCGUGAUAGAGCUAACGUCGAAGCUGCGAGAGUUCGGGAGGCGUGGGCCACAGCACGAGACACAUUAGGCGCCGAGCUAGUACAGGCUGAAGUCGCCCGAGCUUUGGCCCGCGCCGCACAGCUUUGCGAAGAGCGCCUCGACGAGUCGCGCAAGGGACGCCUCACUCUCACCGCACAGGACCGCGCCGACCUCGAGCUGUGGUGGCAGGCGGCACACGACCAUCUGCGCUGCGAGAUGGACGCGGCCGUGAGGGACAUUGCGGUGCGGUACCGGGAGUGUCUCGCCAACGGUCGACGGGAAGGCUCGGCCGGGCUCGACAGCCGAGCGCUGCUGCAGCAGCUUGCCGAGGUCCUAGCGCAGAGGGCUCUGGUGGACGCGAGAGUGGCCGUGCUGGAGGGCACGUACCGCGCGGCCCCGCCGGACCGGGACUCCGCCCCCCGUGCAGACGACGCCCUGCGCUCGCUGGAGACCGACCCCGCUCAGGAAGCGGAGUUCGUUUAUCUCUUUCAGCGCUUCUCAACCGAGUGUCGCGCGCUCUUCUCCAGUGACUGUUCCGGUAACAGUGAAGACUCGAUGAAGAUCAGCGAGAGCCUCGAGCGGGUGGAGGCUGCCGUGGAGGCAGUGCGGCGCCAGCUGUCGGCCGUCCGCGGUGACGUCAGCACCGAGCUCCCGGGGGGUAGCGACGAGCGCGGGGAGGGCGCGCUUGGUCGCAUAGAGGUGCUCCGGCGGCGCGUCGAAGCUCUGCAAGCGCUGGUGCCGUGCCAGCACUGCAAGCAGCUGCAGGACGCACUGGACAGGCUGCACGAGGAGCGUGCGCGCGGGGAGUCGGCGCUGGCGCAGCAGGCGGGCGCGCUGGCGGCGGCGCGGCGCGCUCGCACCCAGCUGCAGACGCAGCACGAGCGGGAGCGCACGCAGCUGCGGGAGCGGGCGCGCACGCUGCAGCGCCGCCUCGCCGCCCUGGACUCCGAGUACUCCGCACAGCUCGAGAGCCUCCGAGCGGCGUACCAGAGCGCAGUGUCGGCGGACACGCACGGCGACAACCUGAGGGUCCGAUACCAGCAGGAGAUCGAGCAACUCCGCGCGCUGUGCGAGAAGGGACUCCUCGCCAUGGAGAGCUCACACCGGCGCAUCGUCAGGGAGAUGGAGGAGAAACACCGCGCCGAGAGAGAACAACUCAGGCUGGACAAGGAGCAGGCUUUAGCAGAGGAGACGCGAGCGACCCUGGCGGCGCUGGACGCCAUGCGGAAGGCUCAUGAGAGCGAAGUGCGAAGAGAGGUGGAUAAGUUCAAAGCGGAGUUCCUGAGCAGAGGAGCUCAGAGUGGAGAUCUGUCGCAGCUCAGCUCUAGACAUCAGCAAGAGAUGGAGGAGAUCAAACGCGAGAUCCUAUCCCUCUCGGAGAAGUACUCGGUGAAGUGCGUGGAGUCCGCAGCGCUGGAGGACCGCCUCGCCGCCGCCACCGCGCAGCUCGCACAGGCCCACGGACACAUCCUGCAGCUCGACGCCAGAAACAAACAACUUCGCGCGCACAUCAUCUCGGAAGCAAACGAAAUGAAGAACUCUGAGAGUGUUUCCUCGCCGAUGUACGAAGAGAACGGCACGGGGAAACCGUCAAAGUCGAAUCACUUAGUAGAGGCGAGAGCGGCGCGCCCGGCCAAGAUACAGUUCGCCAAGACGGAGACGACCAGAAACCUACAACUGUCUCCCGUACAGAAUUGAAAACUAGUCGGCGAUGCUCUGUGAGUGGGCGCCCAGCCGUGGGACCCCUCGCCGGGAUGGUCGCCGAGCGAAAGAAGCGCUUUGAACUGCUCUAAGCGACUCUGGAGUGCUGUCGAUAGUGUCACAAUUACGUCUUGUCUAUCGACCAUAAACUUACUAAGACCAUAAAGAUUAAGUUUCUAAAUUUAAAUUAAUCGGCAAAGAAAUUAAACGAACUAAGCCUCGUCUAUGGUCAUAGUAAGCGCUGGGUACCCAUUGUUUGAUAUAAAAAAAAA